This is a messenger RNA of Aethalodelphis obliquidens (Pacific white-sided dolphin), 475 nucleotides long. RefSeq names its product DPH3 homolog. Gene Ontology annotation, biological process: protein histidyl modification to diphthamide. The coding region runs from base 64 to 315 and encodes 83 amino acids. The record is from RefSeq and is a predicted model, not a curated record. Lineage: Eukaryota; Metazoa; Chordata; Mammalia; Artiodactyla; Delphinidae. The transcript has a single exon. Gene Ontology annotation, molecular function: metal ion binding.
AAGUUGGACAUACCCUGGCCUGGGUCGGACAGCAGAGGUGACAGACCUCUGCUGGCCCCAGUAAUGAUGGCGAUGUUUCACGACGAGGUGGAGACUGAGGACUUCCAACAUGACGAGGACUCGGAGAAGUACUUCUACCCCUGCCCAUGUGGGAGUAACUUCUGCAUCACCAAGGAAGAUCUGGAGAAUAGGGAAGACGUGGUAACGUGCCCUAGCUGCUCUCUCAUUAUAAAAGUGACUUAUGACAAAAAUCAGUUUACAUGUGGAGAGACAGUCCCAGCCCCUUCCACCAACGAAGAACUAGUUAAAUGUUGAAGAAGACUUUAGGACUCCAAAGCCUGAACUUUGGGGAAUGAGCCAAGAUGGAAAACUCAAAUGCAAAGUCACUGACUUCUUCAUGGUGACAGUCAUUUUUUAGUUUGCUGGUCCAUAGAGUGUGGAUUCUUCCCAUUGGCUGCCAAGUUGAAGAAGUAAG